AUUGUCAAAUUCAAACUUCCAUUUCAAACAAACAAGCAAACUUUGCUUGUAUUCUUUUCUCUAGAAAUUUCUCCAAUAGAAUAAAUGAAUUAAAUUUUUUUUUUUUUUUUUUUUGACUAUAUAUACCUGUUUUAUAUGGUGGGGAUAUACACCAACAGGGCAUCACCUGCUUCUGGGCUUUGCUUUGGUGUUAUUGUACUGAUACCCCCAUCUCCUUUUUUCUCAAAAAUAUGGCUGAAGAAACCCCCAAAUCCAUUUAUGAUUUCACUGUUAAGGACAUUCGCGGAAAUGAUGUGCCCCUGGGCAAUUACGGUGGGAAGGUGCUUCUAAUAGUGAAUGUUGCUUCGAAAUGUGGUUUAACACAAUCAAACUACAAAGAAUUGAACAUUUUAUAUGAAAAAUACAAAGACCAAGGUUUGGAGAUCUUGGCAUUUCCUUGCAACCAGUUUGGUUGGCAAGAGCCAGGAACUAAUGAGGAGAUUCAGGAAACUGCCUGCACUAUGUUCAAAGCCGAGUUCCCAAUAUUUGAUAAGAUUGAUGUGAAUGGAAAGAAUGCAGCACCCCUCUACAAGUACCUAAAAUCAGAGAAAGGUGGGCUGCUCGUAGACGGCAUCAAAUGGAACUUCACUAAGUUUUUGGUGAACAAAGAAGGGAAGGUUGUAGAGAGAUAUGGUCCUAGGACAUCACCUUUACAAAUUGAGAAAGACAUACAAAAUUUGUUGGGUUCUUCUUGAACAUGAAGGUUUGAUGUGGACUUGCAAAAGCAAACUGGUGUUGCUUUUGGAUUCCAGGGAUUUUGAUGAUUUCUGUGUUUAUGUGUUGCUUUACAUUUAAAGUUUUAACUAUAAGUCUGGUUCCAUAUGUAAAAGAGGUCUUUGUUAUUUGUUAGUGGUGUCAUGUUUAUGUUUAUCAUCCCUGGUUGUAGUUGGAUAAAUAAGAAACUCAAAAUCAUUACUCUC
Cornus florida is the source of this 959-nucleotide messenger RNA. RefSeq names its product probable glutathione peroxidase 2. Gene Ontology annotation, cellular component: cytosol. Gene Ontology annotation, molecular function: glutathione peroxidase activity. The transcript is spliced from 7 exons. Lineage: Eukaryota; Viridiplantae; Streptophyta; Magnoliopsida; Cornales; Cornaceae. The coding region runs from base 231 to 734 and encodes 167 amino acids. The record is from RefSeq and is a predicted model, not a curated record. Gene Ontology annotation, biological process: response to oxidative stress.